CGCUCUGUUCUGUUCGGCCGUUGUUCUCGAUACGGCUUGUUUCCCCACCGCCGCUGCCGCCGCCGGCCACCAUGGACUGGAUAUCGGCGCUGCAGGAGUCGGUGUCGUUCGAGAGGUUCCUAUCCGAGCCAGUCCAGUGGUAUACCAUGGCGCAUGUCUCGCUGGCACCGACGGCGAUUGGACAUGGCAGCUGUAGCAGUACAGGUCAAUUUGUCUGCAGGCUGCAGCAGGAUCUGCCUCCUCCAACUGCGAUGUUGCGUGCAUUAGCAGUUCUGGACCAAUCGGAGUUGUACGCCAUGAUUGCCCACGGAAUGCAACAGAUAUGGGAGGAGCCAAGCUCAUAUGGUGUGCAUUUGCGCCCACCAAUGGAUGUGUACAUGGCGCAAACUCAACGGCUCGCGGCUCUCAAGUUUAGUUAGUUGUUAGUCUGCUGAUAAGCCACGACAAACUUUAGUGGUUUGUUCUAGUAUUGGGAAUUGUCAUGGUUAGUUUUGGAUCUAAUUCUGUAAUUGUGCUCAGACUGUAGCUCAUCUUGUAGUAGCUGAAUCUGUAACUAGCCUUGGUGGCCAUGUAAUUCAGCUGGAUUUAGCAUGUUGUCGCCCUAG
This is a messenger RNA of Triticum dicoccoides, 605 nucleotides long. RefSeq lists its product as uncharacterized. The transcript is spliced from 3 exons. Lineage: Eukaryota; Viridiplantae; Streptophyta; Magnoliopsida; Poales; Poaceae. Bases 72 to 419 code for a protein of 115 amino acids. The record is from RefSeq and is a predicted model, not a curated record.